Penaeus chinensis is the source of this 768-nucleotide messenger RNA. It is a transcript of the gene ND-B17.2, whose product is annotated as NADH dehydrogenase [ubiquinone] 1 alpha subcomplex subunit 12-like. Bases 75 to 497 code for a protein of 140 amino acids. The record is from RefSeq and is a predicted model, not a curated record. The transcript has 4 exons. Gene Ontology annotation, biological process: mitochondrial respiratory chain complex I assembly; response to oxidative stress. NCBI's taxonomy places the organism in Eukaryota, Metazoa, Arthropoda, Malacostraca, Decapoda, Penaeidae. Gene Ontology annotation, cellular component: membrane.
UCCACUUGUGAAUUCUCGGCCUCGGAUCAGCUGGAGGAAAGAACACCGAGACGGCUUUUCUCUAAAUUAAUAAAAUGGCUAGUUAUUUCGGUUUAGAAAAGCUUGUUAAGGCUGCCAGGAUCAUCAAGCACCACGGCGGCAUCAGAGGAGCGCUAUAUCAGCUUUAUAGAGUGGAUGACUUGAAAGUUGGUACUUUAGUUGGAGAAGAUGCCCGGGGCAACAAAUACUAUGAAGACCCAAAGCUCAUGCUUGGUCGCAACAGAUGGGUCGUGUACCAUCCCAAUGUAGGCACAGACUACGAUGGAUCAAUGAUUCCAGCUGAAUGGUUUGGCUGGCUGCACCACAAGACUGACAAGCCCCCAACUGAGGAAGCCCCUGUCAAUUACAACUGGUUGAGCGGCCACGAGGAAAAUACCAGCGGAACCGAAAAAGCUUUCAUGCCCUACACCACCACGAAACCCAAGAUUGAGGCCUGGGUUCCACCAAAGAAACAGUAACUUUGGUCCAGUAGUGUUAUUUAUGAUCAGUUUGUAAAUGAAAGACAGGUUAGGUGUGUUUCAUGAACAGACUCUUAUUUCUUCUAAUCUGGGGGGGAGGGAUAUUGGUGACUUCAUGAUGAAAUUUAAUUUUUAUUGCUUCUUUUUCUAGAAGCUUUAAGUUCACUGGAAUAAUAUACCUGAUGAAUAAAGAAAUUGCCAUUAUUAUAGAUUACUAGUUUCCAAACAUGUAAAUAUUUCAUGUAUAAAGGUUAAUGAAAAUGAACAUACA